Molecule: messenger RNA, 650 nt
Organism: Nasonia vitripennis (jewel wasp)
Lineage: Eukaryota; Metazoa; Arthropoda; Insecta; Hymenoptera; Pteromalidae
Gene: Grx5
Product: glutaredoxin-related protein 5, mitochondrial
Exons: 3
Coding region: 144-572 (142 amino acids)
Source: RefSeq, a predicted model, not a curated record
GUAAAGCGGACACGCACUAACCUUACCCGUGGUAUCUCACACACAUAACCGAAAAAACAGCUGAUCGAUGCGUGCACUAUCGUAGCAUUGUUGCACGGUACAUUCAUCUCGCAAAACUGAAAGAAAAAUAAAAUAAAGACAACAUGCUCACCUCACGUGUCUUCAGGGCUGCUCAGCUACUUCGAGGAUUUGCAACGAAACCGGAGGAAAUCGGACAACUGGUCAAAAAAAACAAGGUUGUGGUGUUCAUGAAAGGUGUUCCAGAGGAGCCGAGGUGUGGAUUCAGUAAUGCCGUUGUGCAGAUCAUGAGAAUGCAUGGGGUUCAGUACGAUGCGCACGAUGUUCUCAAGGACGAAAACCUCAGACAAGGAAUCAAAGAUUUCUCUAACUGGCCAACGAUACCCCAAGUAUUUAUCAAUGGAGAGUUUGUCGGAGGCUGUGACAUUGUCUUGCAAAUGCACCAGAAUGGAGAGCUUAUCGAAGAGCUGAAAAAGGUUGGAAUCAACAGUGCUCUUCUAACCAAAGAACAGGAGAAAGACAGUUCGAAAUCAGACAAGGGUUCGAAGGAUUAAUUAAGCUGGUACUUGUAAAUGUAUGAUUGUUUUUUGUUAAAAAAAAUUUAAUAAAAAGUAUUCUUUUUACUAAGAUUA